Molecule: messenger RNA, 1314 nt
Organism: Rhizophagus irregularis DAOM 181602=DAOM 197198
Lineage: Eukaryota; Fungi; Glomeromycota; Glomeromycetes; Glomerales; Glomeraceae
Source: RefSeq, a predicted model, not a curated record
AUGACUACUAGAGAAGAGGAACUUAAAAAGAGAAAAACAUAUCUUCAAAUAGCAGGCACUGCCUGUUCAAAUUGUCACAAAACUUGUAAAGAAGCUGGAGUAACUUCUCUUUUACGUUGUGCACGCUGUAGAAUGUUUCAUUAUUGUUCUAAAGAAUGUCAAAAGGCCGAUUUUCAAUUUCAUAAAACAUUUUGCAGUGCUAUUGAAGAAGUGAACAACACUGAAGAAGCUUGGUAUUCAUGUAAAGGUGCAGAAUCUGAAUGGAACAAACGCAAGAUCUAUCAAAUGCAAUUAUUAAGUUAUGUACUUGACAGAGAAUUAACUGACUAUGAAAGGCAUGCGUGGCUGAACCAACCAAAAUGUCAAAUAUGUUUUAAAUGUCCGAGAGACUUGAAAAAGUUAAUGACGUUGGUCCCAUGUCCAAAUUGUCAAGUUGUCUUUUGUUGUUCUUCUGAUCAUUGGGAAAAACAUCGUUCAAAACAUAAUGAUUUAUGUGCAACAUAUCAGAUCAUGCUCGAAUGUGAAAAAAUCAGAUAUCUACCUGAUCAACCUUUAUGGGCUCCAGAAGAAUAUGAUGAAAAUAAAUCAUAUCCUCCACUGCCAAAAGAUUGGAAUGAAUAUUUCAAAUGGAGAAAGGCUUCUCAUGUGCUUCAACAUGACUCUUACUGUCGAGUCAUUACAAAUACGCUCUCUUUGCCUCUCACAAUUCUUGCAGCUCUUAAAAGAUUUUAUGAUCGUGAUCAAUUACAUUCUAUUAACGAUAUGGUAAUCCAUCUUGCCGGUGCAAAUCAAUACGAACUUUUAGCGCUGAUGGCUUUUGAAGAAAUAAUGCACGUAUUAACAAAUAUCAAAUCUCUACAACUUGUAAUGGUUGGGUUAGAGAUGUUUUCGAAAAAUAAUGGAUUUCCCUUGCAAUGUUGUCCUCGAUGCACUGAAGAAAAUAGGAAACGCAUUUGUUCAAUGUAUCCAAUGACUUAUCAUGAUUUUGCCACUUCUUUAGAUUAUAAUAAACCUCACUUGGUUGUUGGAUUUAACACAGGCCUAUAUGAAGAUGAUACCGAGCUUUGGAAACCAACAAUCGAUUGUUUGUUGGAUAAAAAUUUGCCAUGUUCUUUCACUUCUUACUCUAAAAAAGAAGCUAUUGAAGAUGUUAAAAUACUUAAGAAGUGGGGUGCUAAAAUUCUUACGGGAUCCAAAGAAAAUAAAUGGAGAAGUAAUAUGCCUCUUGCCGAACCUCAAGAAGUUGAUAAAUUUUAUUAUAAUAAUUAUUAUAUAACAUUAUUUCAAGGAAAAGUCAAUAAAGAGAAAAAUUAA